AUGCUGCCCCGUGGUUGCCGGAAGGAGCUGGCGGAUCGGGAAGAAGAUGCAGGCAACGACACAGACGACCAUGCCUUGGGUCUCUAUGGUUCUGUUGGCCCAAUGCAUCAUCAGCAGCAGCAGCAGCAGCAGCAGCAGCAGCAGCAGAAGAAGAAGAAGAAGAAGAAGCAGAAGAAGCAGCAGCAGCAGCAGCAGAAGAAGCAGCAAGGGCACCUAAAGGACCAAAUGGAUUGUGUUGAGGUGAUGGACGGUGGAAAGGGGACAGAAGGUGCGAAUGUGACAGAAAUCCAAGAGGAAGGAGAUGAUGGUAACAACUCAGAUGAUGACUUUAUCGGGCUGUAUGGCGCUGUGGUGCGCAGCCGUGCCAGCAGCAACUGGUGGAAGAGCCACCAGCUGAGCAGUAGCAGCCAGCAGAGUAACGGCAACCAGCAGAGGGGCAACAGUCAACUGAGCAGCAGCAGCGGCGGCAGCAGCGGCAACAGCAGCAGCGGCAGCAGCAGCAGCAGCCAGCAGGGUAACAGCAAGCAGUUGAGGAGCGGUCACCCUGCUGCCCUUGCCAUCCCCAGACCUCUCAGCCCUCGUGCUGCGCGCAACCGUCCCGCUCCCCCUCGUGCUACCCCCGCGGCCAUCACUCCCCUUCAUGUUGCUGACUUAACUGUUGCUCCCAAUCCUAUUGCUCCCCUGCGUGACACGGGGAAAAAGGAGGAGAGGAAGGAGAGGAAGGAGGAAAUGAAGGAGGGGAGAAAGGAUACGAGAACGGAAGCGAGGAAAGAGAUGAAGGAGGAGAGGAAGGAAGCAAAGGAGGAAAAGAAGCAGGAGAGGAACCCUCAAGGUAGCAUGCAUGAGCAGAGGGAGGGCAGUGUGGAUGUGGGAGGGAAAGAAGUGAGUGGGAAGGAGGAGCAGCAGAGAAGGAAGAGUGGGGUGCGAAGGAGGAGUGCCAGCUUCAGUAUCAGCAGCAUCGUGAGCAGCAUCAGCAGCGGGUUCCCCUGGUAUUCCACCGACAGUGACAGCACUAGUGCCACUCCCAAAGAGAGGGUGGGUGCCGGUGCGAGGACUGGGGAACCUGCUGGUGUUGCUAGCACAACCGGCAGAGCGCGAGUGAGUGAGUGUAGAGUGCUUGAGGUGAGGGGGGAGAUGGGACCAGGAGAUUCGGACGGAGAGGAGUUUGAGGGAUAUGAGUGUGAAGGAGAGUGUGAGGGAGAGGAAUGUGGCGGAGGGGAGGGUGUGAGGAGGGAGGGGUGCCAGCCAUGCUGCCCCUGGGAAGCAGCCGGCAUUUCGUACCCCUUCCUGGGAGCUUCUGCUGGGCCGGAGGAGAAGGGACAUGGUGCCAUGGCUGUGGAUGGUGGCAUGCAUGGUGGCACGCAUGGUGGCACGCAUGGUGGCACGCUUGGUGGCACGCAUGGUGGCAUGCAUGGUGGCAGGCAUGGUGGCACGCAUGGUGGCAUCCAGCAGUUCAGCUCUGCCGAGAAGACACCGCCUAGUAUCAAUGCCGGGUCCGCUAUAACGGGCUAUGCGUUCACUGCUCCAUCUGCUGCUUGGGAUGGUGCUGAGAGUACUAACAACAGCCCCCGUUUCAAUCACAGCAGCCUCCAGUACAAUCACCGCAGUCACAGCAGUCCCCGGCCCCCUUCCCGUUUCCUCCACUCCCCCGCAUCAGCUCGCUCCCCCGUCUCCCCCCGCUCCGGCCCCUCAUCCCACCCGCGCCACAAGCACGCAGAAUCUCUCUCCCUGCAAUCCCACCCGCGUCUUGACUCAACUCAAGACUCCCCCAUGUCGGCACACUCCGCCCUCUCCGCCCUCUCCGCCCUCUCCCCCCCUUCUGGCCCCUCAUCCCACCCGCGUCACAGGCGCGCAUGCUCUCUCUCCCUUCGACCCGAUGCAUGCCUCAAGUCGACUCAACACUCCCCUGCAUUAGCUCCCUCCGCCCCCUCCGCCCUCUCCCCCCUCUCAUCCCACCACCCGCGCCACACACGCGUGGGCUCUCUCUCCCUGCGCUCCUCCUAUGCGCCCUGCUCGCCUCUCUCUUCCUCCCCCAGUGCCUCUGCUGCUACCUCCCCCGCGUCUGAGCCUGAUUGGUCGGGAAAGUGGGGCAGCAGGAGCUUACAUUUGGAGCUCUAUAACGGGGAUGCUGGCCCCUGCAGCAGUCAGAAUCUCUAUGAUGAUUUCGGUGCUCCGGAUCAGCAGCAGAAGCAGCGGCGAGAUCAGCAGCCACACCGAAACCAACUCCAGCAGCAGCAGCAGCAGCAGCAGCAGAAACGUGGGAAGGAGACGGAAAGCCAAGAUGACGAUGCUGCAGACGACUCAGAUGAUGAUUUCGUCGGGCUGUAUGGUGCUGUGCUGCGCAGCCGUACCAUCAGCAACAGGCGCGUGCGCAACCACCACCUGAGCAGCAACGUGAGUAACAGCAAGGAGCAGAGUAACAGCAAGGAGCAGAGUAACAGCAAGGAGCAGAGUAACAGCAAGGAGCAGAGUAACAUCAAGGAGCAGAGUAACAGCAGCAACCAGCCAAGCAGCAACAGUCAGCUGAGCAACGAAAAUGGGUUGAGGAGCUUUCGCACUGCUGCCCUCGCCACUCUGAAACCACUCAGCCCUCGUGCUUUUCCCCGCUCUGCUGCCCUCGCCACUCUCAUACCACUGCGCCCCCAUGCUUUUCCCCGCUCUGCUACCGUCCCCACUCCCAAGCCACUCAGCCCUCGUGGUUCUCCCCGCGCUUCUGCCCUCGCCACUCCCAAAUUGCUGAGCCCUUUUGCCUCCCCCCCCCAUCCCGCCCAGCCCCAUGCCGUUCCGCCCCGUCCUGCUCCCCCUCCUUAUGCUGCCGAUGGGGAUACGAAUGGGGGGAAGGAAGGGAGAAAGAGCCCGAGCGUUAUUGGGUGCAGGCCUGACACCAUUGGGUGCAAACCUGACACUAAACUGCCUAGGGUAAUAUCAUUCGGAUGGUGGGAGGAUCUCAACUCGGAUAUUAUAUGUCAGGAGAGGAAGGAGAGGAAGGAGAGGAAGGAGGAGGGGAAUGAAGUGAAGGAGGAAAGGAAGGAGGGGAGAAAGGAAGCGCGCAAAGAGAGGGAGGAGGAGGAGAAGGGACAAGGCAGUGGCUGUGCGAGUGGCAGUGGCUUGAGCGAUGAGGCAGCUCUUGAGAAUAGUGCCAGCCUUCAGAGAGACACUAGCUGUGCGAGUGGCAGUGGCUUGAGCGAUGAGGUACCAGGGAAUGGUCUGCCUUCAGACAAGGAGGGGUUGAGAGAGAGAGGUGUGGAUGUGGGAGGAGAAGAAGUGAGUGAGGAGGAGGAGGAGGAGGAGGAGGAGGAGGAGGAGGAGGAGGAGGAGGAGGAGGAGGAGGAGGAGGAGGAGGAGGAGGAGGAGGAGGAGGAGGAGGAGGAGCAGAGAAGCAAGGGAGAGAGGAAUAUGAGCAACGCUGCCCCUGGGAAGCAGCCGAAAUUUCGUAGGUACCCCUUCCUGGAAGCUCCUGUGGGGCCGGAGGAGAAGGCCCAUGCUGCCAUGCCAUUCCCGUGCAUGGUGGCAUGGCCGCGCAUGGUGGCAUGGAUGGUGGAGUGCAGAAUGAUGGACAGUCAACACAACACGGGAUACUCGUUCCGAGCAGCCACUUGA
Molecule: messenger RNA, 3600 nt
Organism: Closterium sp. Naga37s-1
Lineage: Eukaryota; Viridiplantae; Streptophyta; Zygnematophyceae; Desmidiales; Closteriaceae
Source: the annotation of a GenBank genome assembly